UACAGGAGAGGGAAGAGCUGGCGCUUCACAAGUCCCUCUGGAGGCUCUUCAAAACACUGUUACCAUGGACACAAACUUGACUGGGAGAGGAGUGAGGAGUGUGUUUGUGUGUACACCCUGUGUGCGAGGAAAAAGAGGCCGCGCGUGAUUGACUGCCAGCAAUCUGAUCCAGUGAAAGACAUUGACAACCAAUAGGAAGCGGAGUGCGGCUUGUUUCCAUGGGAGGCCCCGGGAGGCGAUGCCAAGCCGCUAGAAAGCAACUCAGUGAGCGGGGAGAAGCGCAGGCAACCGCCGGGACUGUGGAGAUCCUGCAGCCGCUCUGUGGACACUCUGCGCGCGGAUGAAAGCGGCGGCGGCGCGGGGCUCGCGAGGUGACCGGAGAGUAGACGCGGGAGACUUUGCAGAUUAAAGCCACAGAGAGAGAGAGAGAGAGAGAGAGAGAGAGAGACACAGCAUGGAUGGAUUUCAUGACCAGCAAGUGCCUUACUGUAACUCCAAAAAGCUGCAAGAAAAAACAACGAGCUGCGAGAGGCCAGCAAAUGACAGAAAGAGAAAAUUCAUUAAGUCCGACCUGGCUCAGGACACUGAAGAGCUCUUCCAGGACCUCAGUCGGCUGCAGGAGACUUGGCUGGCAGAAGCUCAAGUUCCCGACAAUGACGAGCAGUUCGUUCCAGACUUCCAGACUGAAAACUUGGCUUUCCACGGACUGCAGCUGAAGAUCAAGCGAGAGCUGCACAGCCCGUGUUCAGAGCUGAGCUCCAACUGUAGCCAAGAACGGCCCUUCAAACUCCAGUAUGGAGAGAAGUGUCCGUACAACGUCAGUGCCUACGAGCAGAAGCAGCCUGCAGGAAUGAAGCCCUCCAGCCCAGUGACGCCCCCCUGUAGCACCCCCGUGUCCCCCCUCCAUCAUGCCUCACCCACGGCGGCCCCGACGCCCAAACCAGACAGGACCUACGCUCACAUACCGUCCUCGCAGCCGCUCCCUGACAGCGCCUACUCCAUGGACCACAGAUUUCGACGUCAGCUCUCGGAGCCGUGCCACUCGUUCCCCUCCCCGCCGACGAUGGCUCGGGACAGCCGGCCCAUCUACCACAGACAGAUGUCGGAGCCCAACAUCCCCUUCCCUCCUCAAGGCUUCAAGCAGGAGUACCCCGACCCCCUCUUCGAACACCCGGCCAUGAUGGGGACGCCGCUGCCCCACGCAUACCCCGCCACCAUGAUGAUCAAGCAGGAGCCCAGGGACUUCACCUACGACUCAGCAGAAGUGCCUAGCUGCCAUUCUGUCUACUUACGGCAAGACGGCUAUCUGGCUCACACUAACAGGACUGAAGGUUGUAUGUUCGACAAAGUGGCGAGGCAUUUCUACGACGACACCUGCGUGGUGCCCGAGAAGGUCGAAGGCGACAUCAAGCAGGAGUCAGGUCUUUACCGCGAGGGCCCGUCGUACCAGCGCAGAGGCUCGCUGCAGCUCUGGCAGUUCCUGGUCGCUCUGCUGGACGACCCGGCAAACUCCCACUUCAUCGCCUGGACCGGCCGCGGCAUGGAGUUCAAACUCAUCGAGCCGGAGGAGGUGGCGCGUCGGUGGGGGAUACAGAAGAAUCGACCGGCGAUGAAUUACGACAAGCUCAGCCGGUCGUUGCGCUACUACUACGAGAAGGGAAUCAUGCAAAAGGUGGCCGGCGAGAGAUACGUCUACAAGUUCGUGUGCGACCCCGAGGCCUUGUUCUCCAUGGCGUUUCCCGACAAUCAGCGGCCGGUGCUGAAGACGGACAUGGAGCGGCAGAUCAACGAGGAGGACACGGUGCCGCUGUCGCACUUUGACGAAAACAUGGCCUACGUACAGGAGGGGCCCUACUGCCAGCCGCACCCCUACAGCGAGGGCUACGUUUAUUAACGUCAGCCCCCAACCACACACACACACACACACACACACACACACACACACACACACAGCCCCCCUCCUCCCGCACCUCCUCCUCCUCCUCCUCUGUACACCUGAGACUGUCAUGUCCUCUAUUUCACAGUCGCUCCAGGAAUAAGACUGAACACACACAUGCAGUGGAGCCUCCAACCCCCCCAACACACACACACACACACACACACACACACACACACACACACACACACACACAUCCUCUUUUUUUGCUCUUGUUCUUUCUGACGUCCAAGCCGCACAGCAGGAUGGAGAGUGCACUUUAUGGACCGGGCCGGCGCGUGUUGCCAGGGGCUAGCUAUGUGGUUGGCUUUUUACCGUUGUUUAUGUUUGUACAUUAAUGUGGGAAUCAUUCUGUUUGUUUCUUUUUUCUUUUUGUUUUCUGUUUGUUUUUUUAUUGUUAUGAUUUCGAGCAUGUGGCUACCUGUUGAGACGGGACUCGACGGCUAAUUCAUGGUCACCCAAGGGACUGAAUCUUUAAGACUUUGAUUUCCCCGCAGAAGAAGAAACAGUCUCGUCCCCGGCGAACGGAAGGACGAUCACUCGUGUUUCGACCGUCCUGAAAACCGUUUGUCCUGAAAACAUGAAAGCAGCCAUCCUGUACUUUUCUGCUCAUUUAAAUGAAUACUGGCGACGUAUUGUAACGAUACUUUUAUGGUGAAGUAACAUGAUAAUAGACUUGAAAAAGUAAUGUGAUUAAUAAAAAGAGACAUUUAGCUACCAUCAGUGAGAACUGCCUCGCCACCAGUUUGAACACGGCACCUCUUUCUGUCGAUGAUCUCCGCCCCUCCUCCAAUCAAACUGUAGAUCUCAUGUAGCUGUUUUUUGCUGUAAACUCACCGGAUCAUUCUCUCAACGACUGAAAAGCCACGUGGGUUUAUCGAUGAUAACGAUGAGACGUCGACGCACGUGAGGAUGCGCUCGACUCGUACUGAACUGUGUGAGAUGGAAAAUAUCUCUUUUCUUUUUUUGUUUUUCUGCAUCUCGUGUGAACGGCCUGUGUGUGUGGGAGACAUCGAGCGCAGCCGCAGGCCGCUGUAUAAUAACUCAUCGACUGUAAACACCAGUUUCCUUUGUAUCUGAAAUGCAUCAAAAAGCCACUCAUUUGUCAUUCAGGUGUUCGGUUUUUAAAUGAAUAACUGGUGAAAGUGUAUGUACAGUUAAAAUGGAAACAGCAAUCAACACAUUCAGGAUGAAGUUUGCAUCGCCAAAUAAAAAAAAAAAAGAAAAAAGACAAAAAGACAGAAGUGAUUUCAUUGGUUCAGACAAAAAUAAAAGGACACACACAAAAAAAAAAAAAAUUAAACUUAAAAUCAAAUAUUUCCCAGAAAUUCCUUUUUCUUUUUUCGUUCCAGGUGAACAUGAGGUGUAUAUUUUGCUUAAAAAUGUUGCAUUGCCAUUGAUACAGUUGCCUUUUGGUAUAAAAAUAAUAAUAAUAAAAAAAAAGGUAUAAGGUAUAAAUAUCUAGAGUUUUAUAAUGUGAUGAAAAAACAUUCAUGUUACAACAAAAAAUAGUGUUCCAUUGUAUAAUCAGGUAAAUGCACAUUUUGUUGCUGCUUCAAAUUGUAAGUGUAUUUUCUAGUCUCAAGAUAAAAGAAAAAAGAAAAGAAGUGCGGCAGCUAUGGCCAUUUUUUUUUAAUUUAUAGUUCAACUUUGUUUUUUAAUUUGUUUUUUUGUUAAAUCUGAGCAUUAAAAAAGAAUCUGUUCUGUCUGA
Molecule: messenger RNA, 3647 nt
Organism: Seriola aureovittata
Lineage: Eukaryota; Metazoa; Chordata; Actinopteri; Carangiformes; Carangidae
Gene: etv1
Product: ETS variant transcription factor 1
Exons: 14
Coding region: 455-1894 (479 amino acids)
Biological process (GO): regulation of transcription by RNA polymerase II; cell differentiation
Cellular component (GO): nucleus
Molecular function (GO): sequence-specific DNA binding; DNA-binding transcription factor activity, RNA polymerase II-specific
Source: RefSeq, a predicted model, not a curated record